AUGAGCGUAUUGUCUCUUUGUGGGAAAAUAGAGAACCGCCUGACUGAACUCCAGAAUGAGGUUGCCCAAUCCAAAUCAUUAAAGAAAAAUUUGUUCAUAGACUGGGAUUGUAAGAUUAAGGUGGUUCUACCAAACGUCCUCAUCCCUCCGAUCUUCGGACUAGGUACCCCGGUGGAUCAGAUCAAUCCAAGAGCAGGGGUGAAAUGGGAUGCACCAGAGGUUGGGUGGUGCAAGGUAAACUUUGAUGGUGUGUCUGCAGGAAAUAUGGGUCAAAGUGGAGUUGGUUGUAUUCUGAGGGACUCUGAUGGUCUUUGUUUAAAAGAAAUCUCUGAAAAGAUUGGUGUGGCCACUAAUAAUGAAGCGGAAUUCAGAGCGGCUUUCAAACGUCUUUAG
Molecule: messenger RNA, 393 nt
Organism: Cryptomeria japonica (Japanese cedar)
Lineage: Eukaryota; Viridiplantae; Streptophyta; Pinopsida; Cupressales; Cupressaceae
Exons: 1
Coding region: 1-393 (130 amino acids)
Molecular function (GO): RNA-DNA hybrid ribonuclease activity; nucleic acid binding
Source: RefSeq, a predicted model, not a curated record